AACCAAUCCGAGGGCGCCGUUCUGCGCAUGCCAUGAAAGCCUUUUCAGGCUCGCCACGAAAGGAGACCAGUCUGGGCGAGUUCAAGCCAGGUGUGCCAAGCCCUUGUCAACUCUUACAAAGACGGACAAAACCAGCGCACCAUGGUUGAACACUAACGCCCGAAAAGUCCCAAAACGAAUACAUAUCAAAAAAUGCACUGAUUUGUUAAUUCACUCUACUGUAAAGCUUAAUUAUAAAAUAAUUAAUUAUCACUAAAUUUACAUUUAAGUAUAAAGUUGUAUUCACACUUGUGAAAAACGCACAAAGUUGGGGUCACGAGUUAAGGGGGUUCGCACACUUUUGUGUCAGUGAAAAGUGGGGCCCGCGCCCCUGGGGUCACGACCGUGGAGGAGGAGGGGACGGCGCUGCUCGGGCGGCUGCAGGGGGCGCUGAGGGGGCGCGCGGCCGCCGCCUCGCCCUCGCGCGUCGCCAGCUCCAUCAGGGGUUACCUCACCACCAAGGUUGGCUCGCUGCAGCUCAGAGACACAGGUUCCGAAGUCCCAUUCGAGCAUCGCGCCGUGGGUCCUCGCGUAGCAAAUGAACAGUAAGCGAGAGGCUAGCGCGAUCCACAAGAAGAGGAAAAAAUCAUACAGUCUGGCGAACAUGAGAACAGGAUCUUAUAAGAGAUAAUUGUUGCGGACGUCUGAAGUUAGAAUAAUAAUUAAAGAUGGCGGAAGGACCACAGACAAUAUGGCAGAAGAUCGACCAUACCGUCAUUCCUGUCGUGAACCUCGAGGUCAGGGAGGUUCGCGAGGUACUAUGGGAGAAGAUACAGGAACCCACCUCUCAACGGAAGAUAAUCUUAGUAAUAGUGUCUAUAGCGUUGCUAUUAGACAACAUGUUGUACAUGGUAAUUGUGCCCAUUAUUCCAGAUUAUCUGAGAUACAUCGGUGCAUGGGGUGAAGAAGCAUACGACCAUGUCGUUACCUUAGCACCUUAUAAGGAGGGCAAUAAAACAAUAACACCUACAAAAAUCAUACCAGCGUCCCACGAGGGGCAAGAAUCAGCAACAGGAGUAUUAUUUGCAUCUAAAGCGAUAGUACAACUCAUGAUAAAUCCCUUUUCUGGUGCCUUAAUUGACCGUAUAGGGUAUGAUAUACCCAUGAUGAUUGGACUUAUAAUAAUGUUUCUAUCUACAUCAAUAUUUGCUUGUGGUCGCAGCUACAGCAUGUUGUUCUUCGCCAGGAGUUUACAAGGAGUGGGAUCAGCUUUCGCUGAUACUUCGGGGCUGGCAAUGAUUGCAGAUAGAUUUACAGAAGAAGCUGAGCGAUCUAAAGCUUUAGGUAUUGCUCUCGCUUUUAUUAGUUUUGGCUGCCUUGUUGCACCACCUUUUGGAGGCGCCCUAUACCAGUUCGCUGGCAAGGAGGUUCCUUUCUUAAUUCUGGCAUUGAUAUCUCUAAUAGAUGGCUUUAUGCUAUUGCUGGUAAUGAAACCAUUAAAAACUCAAAUGAAAGAAGCCAGUCAACCCAAGCCGGCUGGCACGCCAAUAUGGAAACUUCUCAUGGAUCCUUACAUUGCUGUCUGCGCCGGUGCACUCAUGAUGUCUAACGUAGCUUUAGCUUUUCUGGAACCAACUAUCUCUCUGUGGAUGGAAGACAAUUUAACGAAAGAUAAUUGGAAAAUUGGCAUGAUAUGGCUUCCCGCAUUCUUCCCUCAUGUGCUCGGUGUAGUAAUCACAGUAAAAAUGGCGAGAAAAUAUCCCCAACAACAAUGGUUAAUGGCUGCUGGUGGCCUGGCUCUGGAAGGUCUAUGCUGUUUUAUUAUACCUUUCGCGAGCUCAUACAAGAUGUUAAUGAUACCUAUUUGUGGAAUCUGUUUUGGUAUUGCUCUUAUAGAUACAGCUCUAUUGCCGACACUUGGUUAUCUCGUCGACGUUCGUUAUGUAUCUGUGUAUGGCAGUAUUUAUGCGAUAGCUGACAUAUCAUACUCCUUCGCAUAUGCAGUGGGACCUAUAAUUGCCGGCGAAGUGGUUGAAGCUAUAGGAUUUACAGCUCUAAAUCUCUUUAUAGCAUUCAGUAACCUUCUAUAUGCACCAGUACUAAUGUACCUAAGGCAUAUCUAUGACUUCAAACCAUUUGAAAAUGAGGCCAAUAUAUUGAUGGGGGAUCCACCAGAAAAAGAAUAUCAAACUUACAGUAUGCAAGAUCAAAGGCCAGUUAAUGGAGAAUAUAAGAACCACCUGGAAUAUUCUAAUGUUCAAGGGCAAGUUGGAGGGAUUCAAGAGUCGAACGUCGACUCCAAUACUGGGAACUACUCAUAUGAUCAAUCUUAUCAAGGAGGCUAUCAGAAUUAUAGUCAGGGCUAUGACCAACAGCAACAACAAGGGUAUCAGCAGGAAUACCAACAGCCUCCAGAACAGGGAUACAACCAGCCGCGGCAGCUGCCCGCUCAGCCGCAGCCAACAGCUAGCAAUCCAUUCCGAGCUGGUACAGCACCAGCGCCAGCCCCAGCCGCCGCGGCUCCUGCGCCGGGGCCUGUCAAGAACCCCUUCCGACAAGGCUUCUAGAACUUCUAAUUCAGUGUUGUUGUCUAUAUUUUUUGAAUUUACUUGUUGUGUAAUUAUAAAUGUCAUAUUUGGGUAUUACUUCGAUCACUGAGCCGCAUCACAUCGGCGGCGAGAGUUAUUUAGUGUCUGACUAGAUGUCUAUUUACUAGCUGUGCUUUGUAACUUACUAAUGUAGUAUAUCGUAGACUGCAUCCAGAAUGGCUGCUGGGGGACAGUAAGAGGAACUCGGAUAUUAUGUAUUUAAAGCAUAAUAUUACAUUUGGACUUCUCGAUAAGGUCAAGGCCUAUCGUAUAAAACUACUUGCUUUAUAAGCUUAUACUUAUUACAAUACUUGUAGUGGUUUAAAAAAUCUGAUACAUUAAUUGCAAAUAUUGCUGCAAACAUAAGCGCUCCUAAGUAAAGUUAAAGUGCUAAAUUGCAAAUUAGAAAGAUUCUAUGGACAAAUAUCUUCGGUAACACUUAAUACCAAUUUUGAAGCUACACUUAGUAUACUCUAUGUCUAUGCUCAAAAUCGACAUAAUGUUCAAAUAGAGUUGUAAUAUAAGCUUAUAACUACAGUAGUUUUAUGCCUCAGGUCUCAUUGAUUAGUUUCUUAGAAGAAUAUAUGAACUAAAGUGCGUACAAAGUGUGAUAUGAGACGUUGCCAUUCUGUACGCGGUUUUCCUUGUUGAUCUUAUAUUGUUCGGAUAUAAUAAACUGUUGAUUAUGCCUUCUAUAAUGUAUAGAUUAAGUUGAUCAAACCAAGGAGAAAUGUCGAUGCGUGACCAAACAUUAUAUUUACGUAUUUUGUUUAGACAUUCGUGUAAGGCCAGCAGGGAUGUGUGCAGCUUACGUGGUUUAAAUACUUAUAGUAAUUAAGAAAUGCGGAGACAAUUUUUGAGAAUGACACCUAAUGAAAGUUAAAUCAACGUACGGUUCAGAAAAGAAGGUUAAGAAAGUAUAUAAAUAUACAUUGUUUGAUAUACACAAAUAAUGUUUUUAACCUCUAUAUAAAAUAAUAUACGAUAAUAAGGAUGCCAGGAUUCAUUUCGAUGGUAUGGUCUGAAUCAGAGCUAUAUCAAUUAAUCUUGAUACAUAUCGAGAAGACGCACAAAUUUGGCAACAGCAAGGAUCCCAUGGCUAUACAUUAAUAUCUAAAACAAAUAUUAAUAAAAAUAGUUCGUAAGGUAGACACUUGUAAAGCAAAAUAAGACCUACGGUACACGGCACAUGGUAGGUUUUAGAGUAAGCGCUAAAAAGCAAAGCACUAUUUAAUGUAAGGGCCUAAGAAAUAAUAUUUAUUAAUCAUUCUUUUGGCACUUAUCAUGUUCAUAUUUUUUUUUUUUUAUUAGAUAUAUGUAAAGUGACUAUGUCUAAAGACAUAUCCAUAUAUUUAAUGGAUAACUUAUAAACAUGGCUAAUAUUUCACGGCACAUUUCAGUGCAAUGAAGAUGUGGUAGUUUUAUUUUAACAUUUUUUCUUAAAUUUCAUAUAUUGUAUGAAAUAAUAUGAUUGAAUUUAAAAUUGCAUAUGUAUUACAUUGAGAUGCAAUUGAAAAUAAAAUAAUUUUACAAAAUAAUAAGAUUAUAGUACGAAUAGGUACAUAAUCACUUCUUUUUUUUGUAUAAUAAAUAAAUGAAGACAUUAACAAAACAAUCUUUUAAAUUAUAAUGACGUAAAAAGAUGGGAUAACAAAAGAAGUGCUAAUUAAAAGUUAUACCCAUUCUCAUAGUUUUUAUUUUAGGAUUAUGACGUGGUUUAUAUCAAAUCAUAGAGACAGCUUUGUCUUGAUCUAUUACUGGUGCGUUGGAAGCAUUUUCUUUCUGUAAUAAAAUUAUUUUAUUUUAAUUUUAAUACAGUUUAAAAAAGAUAUGGAUUUUUAUCCAUGUAUUAAUUGUAGAUAAUCAAGAAAACAUAACAUUUUAAUUAAAAAUACUAAUUACUUAUCACAAUUUGAAACUAUAUUUUUAGAUAUAUCAUUAAAUAACGUAUGAAUAUCAUUAACAGUACAUUGUAAGAUUUUAAAAUUAACGAUUCCCUUUCUACGCUAUAUCAGCAAUAUUACUGUAAGUUCAUCACACUAUUAUAUCAAUUUGACGUUAUAUCAAUUAUAAUAAUCAAUUAAUAUCAAUUAGUAUAGGAACAAUCAACUUGUGAUAAAGUUGCAACCAAGGUAACGAAACAUAUCAGAAUCUUUUGAUUCACUUAGGCUAAGUAGAUUAUUAUUAUAAUUAUUGUGGAAUGUAUAAUUCUCUAAGUGUACAGUGGUAAGUAGACUGUUUAUUGUCGGUAUGGACUGUACAUUUACGUACUUAGGUUAGUAGUAUAUGUUAUUAAUUAGCGUUUACGUGCCACCAAAUACAACACGAUUAACUCAUUCGGAUGGAUGAUGUUUAUUUUUUUUAUAUAACUUUUCAUUAAUAUGUUUAUAUAUUUGCCGGUAUAGUACACAUUUUAUAUAUUAAUUUAAAUAAAUCAGAUUUUUAAAAUACAUUAAUGAAUAAUUUCGUUAAUUAAUCAGUAAUUAGUAUAAAUAUAAUUAAAUAUUCAAUAAUGAUUAAUGUAUGUAAUAAAUUAAAUACACAUUGUAUUUAAUUUCUCAAAAAUAUUAUAUUAAUACAUUUUAAUGAUACGCUUAUAUAGUUUUAAUUUAAUUAACUUGUUUAUAAUUAUUUUCGUUUAUUCCUAUAACAACGAUAUAAAUUUAACAAAGAAGUAAAACAAAUUAACAAGGUUUAUCUGAUAAAAAUACCCAAUAUCAUCCAUCCGAAUGAUGAUGAAACUGUUUGUUUUGCAGAAAUAAAAAAGAGACAAAAUUAAAAAGAUAUCUAAAGUAAUUGUACAAGAAAAUGUGACGAGCCCGAUAUGUCAAUUGAAAGAGUGUAUAAAUAAAAGUGAUUAUUGUGAAUAUUAUUCGUUAAACAGUUGUAUCGAGAUUGCUAAGGUAACAGUUAUUGAUUUGUUGCUUACACGUCAUGCUUGGAAUAUUUCGUGAAUAUAUAGUAAAGAAUGAUUCUUGGCAUUUAAAUUUCAAAAUAAAUUUAGUAUCCAGCCUGCAAAGUACAAUAGUAUUGGUAGUCAAACCUCCAUUGCACAAAAUUAAUUUGGCACAAAACAUUUUACGUAUCUAACUUAAGUAUUAAUGUUUUAUGUAUGUAUUUAGAGAGUUACAUAUCAAAGCCACAUGGUGUCAUACCUUAGUGGGCACGGUCAAUAUCUUUAUUAAAUCGAUAAAACCAAGUGAUCUCUCUUCUAUUAUAUGUAAAUUGUAAAUUAGUCAAUUUUCGUGUCAAAUUCUCCCGAAAUUCAAUUAAUUAGUAGAGUCAGAACAAAGAGUUAUAAUAUUUAAAAUAAGAUAUAAUUGUAUCGUGUAUUUGGAUGUAAUAUUAUAUAUUUUUGUUUUUCACUAUAAUUACUAUAAUAUUAAUAAAAAUAUGAUUUAUUUUCAUGAGUUUAAUUACGAUAUUGAUAUAUUUUAAACGGAAACUUCAAUUGUAGAAAUUAUUGUGUCUGUAAAUUAUAAACAACAAAAAAAAAAUCUUUUAAAAUGAUCCUUCAAGAUAAACUGUUUAUUUAAUUAGAAAAAUUAGAUAUUUAAUUUCUGAUAAUUAAAUUAAUUAAUUAAUUUAAAAUAAAUUAAUUAAUGUAAUUGAAAUAAAACGAGUCAAAAUACACGAUACAAUUAAUAGCAAUAUGUUAUGUUGUGAAUUAUUGUGAAACGUAAUCAAUUCGAUGUGUGUGCAAUUAUAUAUUUUAAAUAUUUAAAUUAAUAUUAUAUUAUGAGCAAUAAGAUGAACCGAUAUCACAUACAUAUCAUUAGGUGUAAGGAUAUAUAUACAAUUUUUAGAUGGUUUUGUAUUUAAACGUCUUUAUUGACAUUAUAUAUUCUUGAUAAUAUAAAACAUAUAUAAAAUUAUCUCUGUGCUGCACAAUUUGUAAUAGACUGUAACGAUUUCUUUAUAUAAUCACACUUAAACUAUUCUUAUUUAAAUUUAAAUAUUAAUUCAUUUAUUGUAUUGUUAGCAAACAACGGUUUUAAAAUCUUUAACUUUUAAUUUGUUAAAACUAUAUAUUUUUAGAUAUUUUUCAUAAAAAAUAUCUAUGAUUAUAACAUUGCUUGAUUCCUAAAAGGUAUUUUAAAUAGAUUGUGAAAAAUGAGAUAUUUCAUUGGAGUGAUCAAACAUUUUGAAGCCAAAAACUCUACCGUAAUUAUUAUUCUACAUUAUAUUAAAUUUAUUAAAAAAAAAAAAUCAAAUAAUGACAUUUAACAUCCUAACAUAUUUCUUUGGAAAUAACAACUUCAAGUGUAUUUUUAUUUUUAUAAUUAUAGUCUAUAUGAAAUAUAAUUUUAAUUUAUUACAUGUAUUAACUAUAAAUA
Messenger RNA from Galleria mellonella (greater wax moth), 6904 nucleotides. RefSeq names its product vesicular acetylcholine transporter (gene VAChT). Bases 708 to 2546 code for a protein of 612 amino acids. The transcript is spliced from 3 exons. Gene Ontology annotation, cellular component: AP-1 adaptor complex; terminal bouton; AP-2 adaptor complex. Lineage: Eukaryota; Metazoa; Arthropoda; Insecta; Lepidoptera; Pyralidae. Gene Ontology annotation, molecular function: acetylcholine transmembrane transporter activity; xenobiotic transmembrane transporter activity. Gene Ontology annotation, biological process: xenobiotic transport; chemical synaptic transmission; transmembrane transport. The record is from RefSeq and is a predicted model, not a curated record.